This is a messenger RNA of Cercospora beticola, 2148 nucleotides long. RefSeq lists its product as uncharacterized. Gene Ontology annotation, molecular function: histone H3T3 kinase activity. Gene Ontology annotation, biological process: mitotic cell cycle; intracellular signal transduction. Gene Ontology annotation, cellular component: cytoplasm; nucleus. The record is from RefSeq and is a predicted model, not a curated record. Lineage: Eukaryota; Fungi; Ascomycota; Dothideomycetes; Mycosphaerellales; Mycosphaerellaceae.
AUGCCUGGAGCGCAAAGGACGUAUGGGAAACGCUCGCGGGCAGUCUACGCCGCACAACUGGCCUUCUCGCCUUCCAGCAGCCCGGACCCCUCGCCGAAAACGCAGGCGUUGACAAUCGAGACGACCCCAUCUUUCGCAUUCACGAAGUCCGGAGUCGAUACAGUCGCUACAGUACGAGAUCAGAUCAAAUCGAUAGACCCAGGCAAAGACCAGACAGAGAAGGCGACGCGGGAGUUGUCCCAAGCGUUGGCCAAACGCAGCCUUGUGCAGAAUGAACCAGAUACGAAACAGGCGAGGAGAUCGCCUAGGAGGGCAUUGGGAGAGAUACAGGUCAACGCUGUUGUUGCACCACUGGAGGCGUUGAGCCUGGUGUCGGGGCAUACACCUUCAAAAAGAACGAAUCGGAGGAAGGACACUGGUCAAAGCAAGGGAUCACAAAAGCAGAGAAUCGAUGCGCGAGGGCAGAUAUCUGGCAGAGGACAACACACGUUUUUCGACGACGAGGAGGAGAGCUCACCAAAGCGUAAUGAGGGCAAAGAGUCGGAGGAAGAGGGCAUCGCAGACCCGCCACAGCCCAGGAGAUCACCUCGAAAAGCAAAACAAAAGCGAAAGCUCGUGCCAUGCAUACCGCAGCAUGUUGAUGCUUUUGAAGACCUGCCAGAUGACGAGAUUAUCGUAGCGGCCCCCAAAAUUCGAGAGUCGCCUCGAGAUGUGCAGCUAGGAUGUCCAUAUCAGCAACACUGUUCAGAAUUGCUCGACCUUUCGACACAUCCUCUGACCGAGUUCUCAGCGUGGUCCGAAGACAUCUCAGAACACUUCUCCGUGACCAAGAUCGCAGAGGCUUCCUUCGGAGAGGUCUAUCGACUAUCAUUACUAGAAGACAUCAGCGAUUUCUGCAGUACCGAUGAGUCCGUCUUCAAAGUCAUCCCUCUCACACCUGCUCUAGAUGCUCUCCCACUUGACAAGCGAAAACGAAAUGCAGCAUUGAAGAGAGCUGAAGGCAUGACAAGUCCGCACGAUGUCGCGACUGAGGUCAAACUCCUCCAGCGCAUGAGCAGUAUUCCAGGCUUCACCAACUUCCGGGACAUCCGCAUAUUACAAGGCCGACCGCCACUAGCAUUCGUCUCUGCCUUCAAAGCGUGGAACACUGCUCAGAAGUCCCGAAAGAAAGAACUCAGCCACUUUCCCGACCCAGCAAAGAAAACAAGCUACAAUGGCGACCAAUUGUGGGCUGUCAUCGAAAUGCAAGAUGCAGGAACAGAUCUUGAACGACUUCUCGAGACCAACAACUGCACUUCCAUCUUUCCCAUUUGGGAUGUAUUUUGGCACACGGUCCUGACCAUCGCCAAAGGCGAAGAAAGCGCCGAAUUCGAGCACCGCGAUCUUCAUCUUGGGAACAUAUGUGUUCGCUACCCAUCCGCCAACGAAACCAACGAGAACACAAUCGAUCCCUCCCGGAAACUGAACUUCACAUCCCUCGAAACGACCAUAAUCGACUACACACUCUCACGCUGCCUCAUGAGCACCUCGAGCACAGCCCCAUCCUCCCCCUCUCCAAAUGUCUCAGCACCUGUCGAUACCGACGUAGCCUACACCGACCUCUCCCUGCCCCACCACAAAUCCCUCUUCGAAGGCGACAGCAGCGACGAAUACCAAUACGACAUCUACCGCUACAUGCGCGGAGCCCUCUACUUCGACCACCCUUUCCACCCCACAAUCUCAGCCGAAGACCUCCACAAUCUCACACCAUCCCAACUCACCAACCUCACCAACGGCAGAACUUGGAAGCAAUUCCACCCCCAAACAAAUCUCUGCUGGUUACAUUUGAUACUUUAUAAAUUGUUGGAACAAAUUGAAUGGCCUUCAAGUUCUGCAAAGGGGAGAGCUGCGAAGAAAAAUAGGAAGAAAAAGCCUGAGGAGUAUGAGGUUUGGAAAAGAGGGGUGGAGUUGGAGGGGGUUUUGUUGGCUGUGCAGGAUUUGUUGGAUCCGAAUCGGAUUUGUGGGGAAGAUGGGGUGAGGAGUACGAGGGAUUUGGUUGCUGUUGCUGUUGCGGAGGGGUGGUUGGAUGUGGAGGAUUUGGUUGGUGAGGGGGAAGAAGGGGAAGAGGAAGAAGAAUUGGUGGAAGAGAUGGGAGAGUUGGGGAUUUGA